Propithecus coquereli (Coquerel's sifaka) is the source of this 1607-nucleotide messenger RNA. RefSeq names its product PBX/knotted 1 homeobox 1 (gene PKNOX1). Gene Ontology annotation, biological process: angiogenesis; regulation of transcription by RNA polymerase II. Lineage: Eukaryota; Metazoa; Chordata; Mammalia; Primates; Indriidae. Bases 151 to 1461 code for a protein of 436 amino acids. The record is from RefSeq and is a predicted model, not a curated record. The transcript has 11 exons. Gene Ontology annotation, molecular function: RNA polymerase II cis-regulatory region sequence-specific DNA binding; DNA-binding transcription factor activity, RNA polymerase II-specific.
UGGCCCGGCGUCGGCGUGACGGUUGGACGCGGGCGCGGCACUGCGGGUCCCGAUUGCUGCAGCCGCUUGUCAGUGUGAUGAAGAUUGGCACCCAGACUCCAUGUGCCGUCACUCAGGAUGAUCUGACUUCUCGUGCAGCCCUCGGGAACCAUGAUGGCCACACAGACGCUGAGCAUAGACAGCUAUCAGGACGGGCAGCAAAUGCAAGUAGUAACAGAGUUAAAGACAGAGCAAGAUCCAAACUGCUCUGAACCUGAUGCGGAAGGAGCAAGCCCUCCCCCUGUGGAGUCUCAGACCCCGAUGGACGCAGACAAGCAGGCCAUUUAUAGGCAUCCACUAUUCCCAUUGUUAGCUUUGUUGUUUGAAAAGUGUGAACAAUCCACCCAGGGCUCUGAAGGCACAACUUCUGCCAGUUUUGACGUGGACAUCGAAAAUUUUGUAAGGAAGCAAGAAAAAGAAGGGAAACCCUUCUUUUGUGAAGAUCCAGAAACUGACAAUUUAAUGGUAAAAGCAAUCCAGGUUUUGCGCAUUCAUCUUCUUGAGCUGGAAAAGGUUAAUGAACUCUGCAAAGAUUUCUGCAGUCGAUAUAUUGCUUGUCUAAAAACGAAAAUGAACAGUGAAACUUUAUUGAGUGGAGAGCCUGGAAGCCCAUACUCCCCCGUGCAGUCCCAGCAGCUUCAAAGUGCCAUCACGGGCACCAUCAGCCCCCAAGGGAUCGUGGUGCCAGCAUCUGCGCUGCAACAGGGAAACGUAGCCAUGGCGACCGUGGCAGGUGGCACAGUGUAUCAGCCUGUCACGGUUGUCACCCCCCAAGGCCAAGUGGUCACACAGGCGCUGUCCCCCGGGACGAUUAGGAUCCAGAACUCCCAGCUUCAGUUACAGUUAAACCAAGAUCUAAGCAUCUUGCAUCAAGAUGAUGGCUCAUCGAAGAAUAAGAGGGGAGUUCUGCCGAAGCACGCCACAAACGUGAUGCGAUCGUGGCUCUUCCAGCACAUCGGGCAUCCCUACCCAACAGAGGAUGAGAAGAAACAGAUUGCUGCUCAAACAAAUUUGACCCUGCUCCAGGUCAACAACUGGUUCAUCAACGCCAGGAGACGGAUUCUCCAGCCCAUGUUGGAUUCCAGUUGUUCAGAGACCCCCAAAACCAAGAAAAAAACGGCUCAGAACAGGCCAGUUCAGAGGUUCUGGCCCGACUCCAUCGCGUCGGGAGUCACGCAGCCCCCGCCGAGCGAGCUCGCCAUGACGGAAGGAGCUGUUGUAACCAUUACCACACCCGUGAACAUGAACGUGGACAGCCUCCAGUCUCUGUCCUCGGACGGGGCCACCCUGGCGGUGCAGCAGGUCAUGAUGGCGGGGCAGAGCGAGGACGAGUCUGUGGACAGCACGGAAGACGACGGGGCUGCGCUGGCCCCCGCCCACAUCAGCGGGCUCGUCCUGGAGAACAGCGACUCCCUGCAGUAGGACAGCGGCGCGGACUCACCUGACUUUUUAUAGUUUGCACAGCAAACAUUUUACACAGUUUUAUUUCUAAUAUGUUUUAUAUGUAGAUAUAGAAGAGUGCACUUUUGUAUUUCAUAGUAAGCUUACAGCGCGUCUUUGCAGGUGCA